AAACUGAGUUUUGGUAAAGAAGAGAAACUUGCUUUCAUACAAAAUUAUGGCAGACAAAUGAUUAAGUGGAAUAUCUUCGCAAGUAAGCAACCUUUGUACCGAUUUUCCUGUGGGACUGUAUCCAAGCCAAGUAGGCACCCGCUAGAGAUUACAUAUCGUCCAUAGGUAGAUAUCUAUCAUUUAAAACAAGUCUAUCAUCAUUACUGGACACAUUUUAAAUCUCUGAUACCGUAGUAUCUAUUUUUUUAUCACAACAAAUGCCGGUAAUUAUACCUUAAUCAUUAACUAUGUUGGUAGUAUGAACUGCGAUCUUGUAAUGAUAAACGGAAGCUGAAUGAUAAUAACGUAAUUAUUGAAUCAUUGUUACUUUAGUCAUCGUGUUAUUAUUUAAGAUAUACAAUGUGCAAAGGGCAAGGUUACACGUGAACCUGUUAUAAUUACUUACUAAUAUUACCGCGACAUUACACUUGUAAGUUGCUUCCAUAAAAUACAUACCUACGUAGGUACGUAAGGUACGAAAGUAUUAGCAACUUACGUAAAUUGUAAGAAGUUUAAAGAAAUCAAACUCUAAUAAUGUGUAAUGCUGUUUUCAACGGUGUUCCGAAAAAGUAGGCGGUUCUUAACUAGGCUGUUUUUUUUAGAUCUUUACCUGUGUUCAUAUUAUAAUAUUGGACCCAAGCUCACGUUUUAUCGGUUUUAGCCCACACGUGAGGCAAACUUGUUUUAAGUGUUUCUGGUUUGUUUUUGUAUCGAAGUUAUCUUAAGCCGGGUGAUUAAUGUCUAUCACAAUGUAAUGAAAAACAUAUGUAUAUAAAACGUUAUUGUGUUAUAAUUAUUUUCUUGGUAAAUUAUGGUGUCUGUAAUGUCCCCUCUAUUUUCUAACUACUUUCCGUACUUACUUAUGAUGGCUUCUCAACAGUCAAAUAUUUUCUCAAAUCGGUUCAAUAGUUUCAGGACUUUUAGUAUACCUACCAAUGCUUUCCAUGGUUGGUUACCGAGUUAAAAUUCGUUGAAAAAGUUCGUCAUAAUGAUAACAAUCUCGAGACUUUGACCUUUGACGACCCUGUACAUUUAUAGCACCACCGUUGAAGGACUCUAUCGAUCGCCGUUACAACACGGUUCAUGCAAACAAUGGAAAUCUAUGUGUCGUUUCAUGGACGAGAAAUAGUCCUCCAUGGAAAUUUUGUAAGACAGAAAAGCUUGUAUCUACAAAGCUGAUAGAAAGAUAAAAUUAUUUGAAUUGAAGAAAAUGUUUACCGACUAGUGUAUCCCGAGACACCCCCAUCAAGAUUGAUUGACCUAAAACUAGGACUUAGGAAGAUCUUUCAGAUCAGCUGGACGUAGAGGGCUAAGUAGAAAAGGAGAGGAUCUAUCCCACGUGAAAGUAAUAGUAGCAGACAUAGGAGAUGUGGCGUCUCUCCACGCGAUGUGUGCUCAGACGAGGCUGGUUGUCAACUGCUGUGGGCCUUACCGCAUGUAUGGAGAGCCGGUCGUCAAGGCCGCUGUGGAGAGCAAGUGUCACUACAUCGAUGUUAGUGGAGAACCACAGUUUAUGGAGCUGAUGCAGAUUCGCUACGACGAACGCGCGCGGGAGGCUGGCGUGUUCGUGAUCAGCGCGUGUGGAUGGGACAGCGUCCCGGCUGACAUGGGCGUCAUCUUUCUUAAACAGAACUUUAAAGGCACAUUAAACUCAGUGGAGUCGUACCUGAGCGGGUACCUACCGCCCGACAUCGCGGAGGAGUCGAAGGAGCGAGGCGUCAUUGGCUUUGGGACAUGGGAGUCUAUCAUUUAUGGAAUGGCAGAUCACAGCCAACUAGCGCAGCUGAAGAAAGCUUUGUUCCCGGAACCUUUGCCACAGAUGAAACCUGAGGUGAAACUCAAGAAUCUUCAAAAAAAGGACGGCAGUUGGUACCUCCCAUUCCCAGGAGCAGACGAGUCCGUGGUGUACAGGACACAGCGGUUCCUCUACCAGAACAAACAGGAGCGCCCCGUUCAGUUCCAAGCAUACUUCAAGGGCGGAAGUCUUGGACGGUCCCUCCUCACUAUCUGUAGUGGCGUGGUCAUAUUUAUGAUGGCAAAAGCAGAAUGGACGCGAAAGUACUUGUUGAACCAUCCGAAGUACUGGUCUUCAGGGUACGUGACGAAGCAAGGCCCGACAGAGAAUGUCAUGAAUAAUACGCACUUCACUUUUGAGCUGGUUGGUAAGGGUUGGGCGGAAGGCGCUAAUGUGGACACAAUGCCGCCUACAAAAACUGUUGUGGCUAAGGUAACUGGUACGAACCCUGCUUACGGUUCUGCAGUAGCGGCACUCCUCAUGUCCGCAGUCACAAUCCUCAAAGAGAGACACAACAUGCCAGAAAUUGGAGGAGUUAUGACACCGGGUUCAGCGUUCAACAAUACCAAUCUAGUAACGAGACUGAACGAAACCCAGCUGAAAUACGAAAUUGUUAGCUCUUAAUUUAGUUUAUUUUAUAGUAGGUAAGUGUAAUUAGAUGUCUACUUAGUUUUAUUCAACUUACGAUAGGUCCAGAUUUCGAAACCAAAAUGUAUAAUUUUUAAUUAUGGUUAAAUUCGGUUCCUGCGCCUUGUGGUGGAAGAAAUCAAGGCGUAUUGAUCUUAGUACCUUCCUUGGAUAUGAUAAACAUUUAAUUUGCUUUCAGAAACUCGCAAGCAUUAAAAGUAAAUUCAAAUUGUUAACUAUCGUGAUUCUUUAAAGUCAUAAGUAAUCUUUUAUUCAACGAAUUGUUUUUAGAUUUUUGUACCCUCAGGAUUUUACAUUUUUCCCCAUACUUUCGUUAGUCACUACCGCCAUCUACAAUAUAACUGCGAACUAACACCUACGUGCUAUUCUGUUAAGUUUGAACGAUCGACAAUAGAUGUCGCUGGCAACUUCAUCUUGUAAGUCAUUAUUUUUAUAUCUUUUGUGAUAUUAGACUACAGAGGCCCGAUUCUCCUAAGUUAAUAAUGUCAAAAUCGAAUAGAAAU
Molecule: messenger RNA, 2985 nt
Organism: Helicoverpa zea (corn earworm)
Lineage: Eukaryota; Metazoa; Arthropoda; Insecta; Lepidoptera; Noctuidae
Product: saccharopine dehydrogenase-like oxidoreductase
Exons: 8
Coding region: 1427-2458 (343 amino acids)
Biological process (GO): glycolipid biosynthetic process
Cellular component (GO): mitochondrion; lipid droplet; plasma membrane
Source: RefSeq, a predicted model, not a curated record